Molecule: messenger RNA, 1154 nt
Organism: Otolemur garnettii (small-eared galago)
Lineage: Eukaryota; Metazoa; Chordata; Mammalia; Primates; Galagidae
Gene: PAQR4
Product: progestin and adipoQ receptor family member 4
Exons: 3
Coding region: 279-1100 (273 amino acids)
Cellular component (GO): membrane
Molecular function (GO): signaling receptor activity
Source: RefSeq, a predicted model, not a curated record
ACGCCUAACCCCGGCGCAGCCGACCGCACUGCACUCGGACUCCGGGCACGUCCCCAGCUUUCCCCUCGGCGCGUGGGCGUCUGACGCGCGCGUGCGCAGCGCGGAGGGGCGCGGGGCGCGACCCACCCUUACCCCGGCUGGCGCCUGCGCCGACCGAGCGCAGGGUAACUAGGGGCGCAGCGGGGCGCGAGCCGGAAUGAGCCUCUGGGCGCUGCAGCUCUAUUGAGGCGGCGGCCCGGGAGCUGUAGGGGCGCGGGCCGCCCGCGCCGUGCCGGGCCAUGGCGUUCCUGGCGGGGCCGCGGCUGCUGGAUUGGGCCAACUCGCCACCGCACCUGCAGUUCAAUAAGUUCGUGCUGACGGGCUACCGCCCAGCCAGCAGCGGCUCGGGCUGUCUACGCAGCCUCUUCUACCUGCACAACGAACUGGGCAACAUCUACACGCACGGGCUAGCCCUGCUGGGUUUCCUGGUGCUGGUACCGAUGACCAUGCCUUGGGGUCAGCUGGGCAAGGAUGGCUGGCUGGGGGGCACACACUGUGUGGCCUGCCUGGCACCACCUGCAGGCUCUGUGCUUUAUCACCUCUUCAUGUGCCACCAAGGCGGCAGCCCUGUGUAUGCCCGGCUUCUCGCCCUGGAUAUGUGUGGGGUCUGCAUUGUCAACACCCUCGGGGCUCUGCCCAUCAUCCACUGUACCCUGGCCUGCAGGCCCUGGCUGCGUCCAGCUGCCCUGGUGGGCUACACUGUGCUGUCAGGCGUGGCUGGCUGGCGGGCCCUCACUGCCCCCUCCACCAGUGCCCGGCUCCGAGCCUUUGGUUGGCAGGCUGGUGCCCGCCUGCUAGUGUUUGGGGCCCGGGGAAUGGGGCUGGGCACAGGGGCUCCAGGCUCCCUGCCCUGCUACCUACGCAUGGAUGCACUGGCGCUGCUUGGGGGCCUAGUGAAUGUGGCCCGCCUGCCAGAGCGCUGGGGACCUGGCCGCUUCGACUACUGGGGCAACUCCCACCAGAUCAUGCACCUACUCAGCGUGGGCUCAAUUCUCCAGCUGCACGCCGGUGUUGUGCCUGACCUACUCUGGGCUGCCCACCACAUCUGUCCCCUGGACUGACUAGAGGCUGUCCCCAUGGCCUAGUGUCAACAGCCAUGCUUCCCUCCUGCUGUU